UUAACGAUUAAAAUCUCUUCUCACUACCUUAGUGUUCGGCUUUCUUUAUCUUUGACACUAGUCACUUUUAUUAUCCGCGCUUUACAGAUUGACGCUUAGAGAGGUUGGCAGCCUUGUCCAAAAUCACACAGCAGAGCUGGGCUUUCUCCUACCCAGGUGUUCCGGUCUCCAAGAGCCUCAGAGAGCCGCGCCGGGCUCUCGGCCCAUAGGCGGCGCGGUUUACGAAGGCCUGGGGCUGAGCGGCAAACUUUCAGCCGGAGAGGAGUGGGUGGUGGAGGGGCCGAGAGGCACCUUCCCAGACUGGUACAGAUGCUGCGCGCCCUGACCAGCGCCCUGCGCCUUCCGAGCCCCUGGAGGCCCCAUGAGGCCCGUGGCUGCGCCGCCAAUCCCGCGGCCGCAAACCGCGAGAUCCAAGUGUGCGCUCUGACGGGUCCAGACCAAGGAAUCACUGAGAUUUUGAUGAACAGACCAAGCGCCCGCAAUGCCCUGGGGAACAUCUUCGUUAGUGAGCUGCUGGAAGCUCUGGCCCAGCUGCGGGAGGACCGGCAAGUGCGUGUCCUGAUCUUCAGAAGUGGAGUGAAGGGUGUAUUCUGUGCAGGUGCAGACCUGAAGGAGCGGGAGCAGAUGAGUGAGGCGGAGGUGGGGGUCUUUGUCCAGCGGCUCCGAGGCCUGAUGAAUGAGAUUGCAGCCUUCCCUGCGCCCACCAUUGCAGCUAUGGAUGGGUUUGCCUUAGGUGGAGGCCUGGAACUGGCCCUGGCCUGUGACCUCCGAGUGGCAGCAGCUUCCUCAGCUGUCAUGGGGCUGAUUGAGACCACCCGAGGACUCCUCCCAGGAGCAGGAGGGACUCAGAGGCUGCCUCGAUGCCUGGGGGUGGCCCUGGCGAAGGAGCUCAUCUUCACAGGCCGACGAUUGAGCGGGGCACAGGCCCAGGCUCUGGGGCUGGUGAACCAUGCCGUGGCCCAGAAUGAGGAGGGCAACGCCGCCUACCACCGGGCACGAGCACUGGCCCAGGAGAUCCUGCCCCAGGCCCCCAUUGCUGUGCGGCUGGGCAAAGUAGCCAUUGACCGAGGAACAGAGGUGGACAUUGCAUCAGGGAUGGCCAUUGAAGGGAUAUGCUAUGCCCAGAACAUCCCGACCCGGGAUCGGCUGGAAGGCAUGGCUGCCUUCAGGGAGAAGCGGCCCCCUAGAUUUGUUGGCGAGUGACUUCCUUUGAACCUUAAGCAUGGGAGAUGCACACCUUACAGGGCAGGAUCCAGAAGGAAAAUGUGCAGCGUGCCCGCCCUCAUCAUUUCACCUCUCUAGGCUUCAGUUUCCUCACAAGGACGAUGAUCGAUAUAAAAUGACUGGCACGGUGCCUGGCACUAAGGUGCUGACUAUGCCACCUACUGCUACCUUCGUCAUUCCUCACCCAGGCUAGACAAUCACUGGCGUCGGGUUGGCUUUGGAGAAUACCUGUCUCUCCAUAGUAGAACGAUCAACUAAGGACAAAACAGACCCCUCUGGGCCUUUAUAUCGCUGGCACUCAAGCCUGACCUCUGCAUCUCAGUUAUUAGGUGCUCACCAGAGAUGAGAGGAGGUUGUAAGAACCACCCCCCAACUGCCCUGUUUCUUCCUCUGUACAACAGAGAUAAUAAGGAAACCCUGGUAGUGGUUGAAUAGGCCCAGCUCUCUGCCAGUUACUCACUGUGUGCCUCAGCCUCCUCAUCUAUAAUGAAACUGUUGGGAGGACUAAAAAAAUAAUAAAACACCUGAUGUUCAAUAAACGUGAGUUAUUAUUCA
Molecule: messenger RNA, 1779 nt
Organism: Balaenoptera acutorostrata (minke whale)
Lineage: Eukaryota; Metazoa; Chordata; Mammalia; Artiodactyla; Balaenopteridae
Gene: ECHDC2
Product: enoyl-CoA hydratase domain containing 2
Exons: 10
Coding region: 310-1203 (297 amino acids)
Biological process (GO): fatty acid beta-oxidation
Cellular component (GO): mitochondrion
Molecular function (GO): enoyl-CoA hydratase activity
Source: RefSeq, a predicted model, not a curated record